AAUAAGAGAGAUACAGAGAAAAACACCAGAACACUGCUCACUUCUGGCUUAUGGUAGUGCUGGAGAUUGAAGCUGGGGUUGUAGGGCCUUAGGCAUGAAAGUGUUUUGUAUGACCAUUAGGCUAUCUUCCCAACUCCUGCAUUUUAUUUCAUUUUAAAAACCCACUUUAUUUAUGACAGAGGAGUUUCACGGGACAGAGAAGCCAGAGCACCACUCUGGUCCAUGUAAAUGCUCCACUAGUUGAACUAUUUCCAGUGUCACCUAUUAAUUCCAUUCUAGAGGUGGGACAACAGAGGUUGAACCAAGGUGAAGCUAAUGCUCCCAAGCACCCCCUGUUGGUUAAAGACAGGAAUUGUUCCCAAAGGGUCAAACUUGGCCAGACACCCUGUGCGGUAUGGCCCAAAGUCGGGUGCAGGUAGGCAUGCUCACACUCAGGCUCAGAAGUUGCCCCAACACACACACACACACACACACACACACACACACACACACACACACAGCCUCUGAGGAUCCAGGCAGCUUCAAAAGAUUGCCUCUUCCAAGCCUAAGGCCACCGGUCAUCAGCAUCCCUGGUUAAUGAUAAUCCUGAUGUUUAUGCAGUCCCAGAGAAGGGGGACAAGGGUGUAAGGGGAAGGUGGAGAGGGGGACACCAGGCCUGCUCUGGCCAAUCCAGGCUUCCUCCAUGCAUAGGGCUCUACUGUUCUCAGAUGUGUGAUGAUGCUGUAAUGACUCGACCAGCAGGGGACUCAAUUUCCCCUUUGGGAGAAAGGAGAUAAGAAUACUAUGCCCAUCAGAGGGAGGGAGGGAUGGCUCUGAGAAAUGACCCAUGGAUAACAGAACAAAGUCAGGCACAUAGAAAUUGACCCAAGAAAAGGUAGCUAUGAUUGUUACCGUCAUUCUUCUUUUGGUUAGUUAGUUUAAAUGCUAACUAUUAUAUACUUGAAUUCUAUGUAUUAUAACAAGAGAGGGAGCGGGUGGUGGCACACCUGGCUGAGCGCACAUGUUACAGUGAACAAGGACCUGGGUUUGAGUCCCUGGUCCUCACCUGCAGGGAGAAAGUUUUGCAGGUGAUGAAACAGUGCUGCAGGUUAGGUCUCACCCCGUGCCUCUGACCACUGUGGUGACUUCUGUCAGCUUCCCAAGUGCUCUAUACACUUGGGAAGUGCGGUUCAAAGGGCCCCACUUGGACAGUUCACUUGGACAGUGCGCUGCUUUGCUAUGCAUACAGUCCAGGUUUGAGCCUGGUCCCUACCACAUUGAAGGAAGCUUCAGUGCUGUGAUCUCUUUCACUCUCUCUCUAGUUUCUUUCUUUCUUUCUUUCUUUCUUUCUUUCUUUCUUUCUUUCUUUCUUUUUCUCUCUCUCUUUCUUUCUUUUUCUUUCCUUUUUUUCAUUAGAGCAAUGCUCAGCUCUUGCUUAUGGUGGUGAUGCUGGAAAUUGAACCUGGGACUUCAGAGCCCAGGCAUAAAAUUUUUUUGGCCUAACCAAUAUGCUAUCUCCUCAGUGCUAUUUCUGACUUUCUGAAAAUGUUGAAUGUUGGCCUGAAGCAGUGAAACCCCAGUUAUGAUUAAAAAAAAUCACUCUACCUGACAGAGAAGAAAACUAAGGGUCAGGAUGGUAGAGAGAUGGGGAACCCAGAUUUGUGUCCCGCCCCCCCCCCCCCCGCCAGUGAGUGCCUUGAAGUCCCCAGGCCUUUAGGGCUGUGCAGCAGUGAGAAGAGGCUCCAUGUGCCCCAGAAACACAGGGUACUAAUCCCUUUAGACCCACCAGGUGCCAUGAAGCCACCUGCUGAACCACCUUGUGCCUCAGUUUCCCCUGUAUUCAAGUGGAGGUGUGCAAUUUUACUCUCCUCCCACUUGAGGACCGAGUCAGUCAAUCCACAUGAAGACCAGCUCAGGGAAGGUGCUCUGUUAAGUACUCCUUCAGAGUGGGGCAAGAGUGAUGCUGAGAUCUAUUCAAAAAACUAGAAGACCCGUCCAGAUGGAGACAGCACCCCCCUCGAGUGCUCCAGGCUCCAUGGAGUAAGAGCACAGAGCCACAUAGAGAGGAGCCUGGAACAGGACUGGCUCCUCCCGAGCCAUGUAACCGAGACCUCGAAUUACUUGACCUUUCUCCUCAGUUUACCUCCAUCAGUAAAACAGCGCCGGAAUAGUGCCGGUCCCAGGGCCUGGGGUUGAGCUCAGAAUGAGCUAAUAGGUGACAUUUCAGGACAUUCUGGCAUGGAGCCAGUGCGCAAGAGGAGAGUGACAUGGCAUCUUUACUCAUUGUUCCCUUGGCUUGACUCUCUCUCUCUGUGUCCCCCAGAGGAUGAUGGGGACUCACAGGGUUAAUUUCUGGCAGAGUGGGUGGAGUAGGUUAUGUGUUUGGGGCAGCAUAGUUGCCCUGCUAAGUGUGGCCACCAGAGGGAGCUGCUGGCCCCUAUAAGCCCCAGGGCCAGCGCCCACCACGCCCUGCCCUCAGAAGCCAGGGGAGGGGGCUGCCUGGGAGUGGCCGGCACCAUCCAACUGCCCAACCAAACAGCCCUGGGGUGUCUCCUUUUACCCCCCCCCCCCGCACCCCAUCUGUUGAGUCAUCCUGUCCCACCCCAGUGAAUAGGUGGUAGGGGAUCCUGGAGAGGGGACACGCUGGGAGGGGCUAGGGUUCUGCAGCCCUCCACCCCCUCCUCCCAAGUGGCCACCCCAUCCUUUUCCAAGGACGGCUAUCUGUGCUGACCCCCAACUCCUUACCCUGGUGCUGCCCAAGGAGUCCUGUUCCCAAACCGCCAGGGGAAAAGGGCGUGGGAGGUGAGGUUGCUUACAGGGUGCUGGAAAGAGGAAGGGGAGGGUGGCAAGAAAUAAAGACACCCGAGAGAGAGAGAGAGAGAGAGAGAGAGAGAGAGAGAGAGGGACAUAUAGACAGGCACAUAAAGAAAAGCUGACAGAGACACAGACCAGGAAGGAAGAGGAGAAAAAGAGACAAAGUAGGAGAGACAGAGACUAAACUCAGAGUCCAAGAGAAACAGAAAUAAUCAGAAAGUUAGACACCAAAGAGAGACACAGAGGAGGGAGAGGCCAGGGAGGGGGAGCAGGCAAGGGGGAGAGGCAGGGCCAGCGCCCAGCUGGCCAGCCCGGAGGGUCGCUAGGCGGGGGAGAUGUAGUGGCAGCAGGCUGUCGAGUUGGGUGGGCAGAGAGAAGUGGGGCCUCAGGGGCGGGGGCUGGGGGCAUGGGAGGGGCAAGCAAGCUGCUGCUGCUGCUGCUACUAGUGGGGGCAGGGGCAGCCUGGAGACCCCCGAAGGGGAAGUGUCCUUCCAGCUGCUCCUGCUCUAAAGACAGUGCGCUGUGCGAGGGCGCCCUGGAACUGCCUGAGAGCUUCUCCCCGAGCCUGCUGUCACUCUCCCUGGUCCACACUGGAGUCCCCAAACUGAAGGCUGGCAGCUUCCUGCGGAUUCCAUCACUGCACCUGCUUCUCUUCACAGCCAACUCCUUCUCCGUGAUCGAGGAUGAUGCAUUUGCUGGCCUGUCUCACCUGCAGUACCUCUUCAUCGAGGACAAUAAGAUUGGCUCCAUCUCCAAGAACGCCCUCAGAGGACUGCGCUCACUCACGCACCUGAGUCUAGCCAAUAACCACCUGGAGACCCUCCCCAGAUUCCUGUUCCGAGGCCUGGAGACCCUGACUCAUGUGGACCUCCGUGGAAACCCGUUCCAGUGUGACUGCCGCAUCCUCUGGCUGCUGCAGUGGAUCCCCAUGGUGAACGCCAGCGUGGGGACUGGGGUCUGCGCCGGCCCUACCGCACUGGCCCAGCAGCAGCUCCACCACCUGGAUCCCAAGACAUUCAAGUGCAGAGCCAUCGAGCUGUCCUGGUUCCAGACAGUGGGGGAGUCUGCUCUGGGCGUGGAGCCUUUCUCCUACCAGGGGGAGCCCCACAUGGUUCUGGCACAGCCCUUCGCGGGCCGCUGCCUGAUCCUGGCCUGGGACUACAGCCUGCAGCGAUUCCGGCCAGAGGAGGAACUGUCAGCGCCCUCGGUGGUGGCCUGCAAGCCCCUAGUGCUGGGCCCUCGCCUCUUCUUGCUGGCAGCCCGCCUGUGGGGGGGCUCACAGCUGUGGGCGCGUCCAGGUCCCGGCUUGCGUCUGGCCCCUACGCAAGCCCUGGCCCCCCGCAAGCUGCUGAGGCCCAAUGACGCUGAGCUGCUGUGGCUGGAUGGGCAGCCGUGCUUCGUGGUGGUCGAUGCGUCCAAGGCGGGCAGCACCACGCUGCUGUGCCGCGAGGGGCCCGGCUUCUACCCGCGCCAGAGCCUGCACAUCUGGCACCGCGACACGGAUGCCGAGGCUCUGGAGCUGGAUGGACGGCCACACCUGCUGCUGGCCUCCGCCUCACAGCGGCCGGUGCUCUUCCACUGGGCCGGGGGCCGCUUCGAGAGGCGCACAGACAUCCCUGAGGCCGAGGAUGUCUACGCCACACGCCACUUCCGAGACGGCGACGACGUGUACCUGUGCCUGACCCGCUACAUCGGGGACUCCAUGGUCAUGCGCUGGGAUGGCUCCAUGUUCCGCCUGCUGCAGCUGCUGCCCUCCCGUGGCGCCCACGUCUUCCAGCCGAUGCUCAUCGCCAGGGACCAGCUGGCGAUUCUGGGCAGCGACUUCGCCUUUAGCCAGGUCCUGCGCCUUGAGCCUGACAAGGGGCUCCUGGAGCCGCUGCAGGAGCUGGGGCCCCCAGCCCUGGUGGCCCCACGAGCCUUCGCCCACCUCGCGGUGGUUGGCAGGCGCUUCCUCUUUGCUGCUUGCUUCAAGGGCCCCACACAGAUCUAUCAGCAUCACGAGCUGGACCUCAGCGCCUGACAUCGCAGGGGACCCCGGCCACCAGGUUCCAGAUGCUACCAGGAUGCCAACCAGACUUCCUUGGACAGAUGACAAUAUGUCCUGGAGCUCCGCUUCCCUAGAACCCUGCCCCACUAGGGAAAGAGAGAGACAGGCUGGGAGUAUGGAUCGACCUGCCAAUGCCCAUGUUCAGUGGGGAAGCAAUUACAGAAGCCAGACCUUUCACCUUCUGCACCCCAUAAUGACCCUGGGCCCAUACUCCCAAGUGGGUUAAAGAAUAGGAAAGCCAUCAGGAGAGGGGAUGGGAUACAGAGCUUUGGCACAAGCAAUGUUGGCAAACAAACUAAGGACCUCAUGCUUUGAAGUCCAGUGCUCCAGCCACCAUGCCACCUCCUGGGCCAUAGCCCUUCUGUUUAAAACUAUGUCUUCCGCCUGGAAGCCCUCCCCCCUUCCAUCAUUGCCUUGACUUUUCUGUAGCUGCACUGCCAACCACACACCUACCCUGCCCUGCUCACUGCCUCUCUUCUCGGAAAGGGAGGAGCCUUGUCUGUCCCACUUUCUGUUUGCUUGGAUCUGAGCACAGUCUGUCACAUACUAGGUGCUGAAGAAAUGCUUGUGGAUGGAGUGAAUGAAAUUAUCUUCUCUCUUUAUGCAUCCCCAGGGGGUGAACCGAGGGCCUUGUACAUGAAUGAUACCACUGAAUACACCGACCUAUUUCAUAAAAUUUUAUUUAUUCAUUUAUUUAUUUACCAUUGUCACUGGGAUUCAGUGCCUGCAUGAUGAAUCCACUGCUUCUGGAGACAUUUACUGUUUUUUCCUAUCUUUCUGUUUUGGAUAAAGACAGAGGGAAAUUGAGAGGGGAGAAGGGGAGAUAGGGAAAGAGACAGAGACACCACUGAUGAGGUGGGGACCAGGGGCUUAAACCUGGGUCCUUGCACCUGGUAACAUGUGCUCUCUACUGGGUGCACCACCACAUGCAUCCCCCUUCCCUGACCUGUUUUUAAAUUCUGUAUCUUUCGAAAGAGACAGGCAGUGGUCCAGGAGGUGGCGCAGUGAUAAAGCUUUGGACUCUCAAGCAUGAGGUCCUGAGUUUGAUCCCCGGCAACACAUGUGCCAGAGUGAUGUCUGGUUCUUUCUCUCUCCUCCUAUCUUUCUCAUUAAUAAAUAAAUAAAAUCUUUUUUAAAAAAGAGAGAGAGAGACAGAAAAAGAAGAGGAUGAGACACUGCUCCACCCUUCCUGGAGUCCUGUUGCUGUCCAUGGUGCUUUCAGGUGGUUCUGGGAAUCAAGCCCAGCACUGCACACAGCCAAGAAUGCACUCUACUCACUGAGCUAUCUCUCAGCCUCUGAAAAGCAUACUUGAGAGCUACUCUACCCCAGGUCCCACCAAAGCAUCAACCAAUACCCCUAUUCCCCCUAAGUCAGUCAUAGCUUCUGGAACCACAGCUGGUUCAAGCCCCAGCUCCAUCUUUUUCUCACAGUCCCACUUCCAGCCAGCAUGUCUCUCCCUGUGGGCCUCAGUUUCUCCAUCUGCGGUCUGGAGAUAAGAAUAGCUCAUCUUCCCCGUCCCACACCCCCAGGGCUGCCCUUUGGAUUCAAUGGGGCUGUUGUGCGGAGGCUGGCAGCAUGACUCAUUCUAGAAGCUGCUUCCCAUCCUGGAAGGGGGUGGAGUGGGAAGGGCAGGCUGUGUGUUUUCCAACCACCAACAAUGGGGCUCUUGUGGGCAGGGGCCCUCGGGCAUGGAAAACACAUCCACCCCUGUGGGAUCCAGACAAAAGCCUCAGGUCUCCAAGGGGAGCCUGCCAGGCCCUUCAUGCUUUUUGAAGAUUACUGCAACAAGAAAUCCUGGUUUGGGGAAGUAUGAGGCUUUUCCUUGUGACCAGCAACUGAGAGGGGGUGGGUUCUCUCCCUAUGAUAGUAUCCUAAGAUAAUCUCUGAGCCUUGGGUCACUGGAGUCUGAUCCAAAGAGAGGUGUUAGAGUUUUGUAUUAAACAAAAUUGGAUGAAGAGCAAAGGUUUGAGGUCUGCUAUGGAGAGUGGGAGAGUCACAUUUGAGACUUGGAAGUUGCUGUCAUUUUGCCACCAUGGAAACACCAGCUGGAGGAAAAACUAAUGCUGUAAUGACCACAAGUCAAGAGAAACACAGGCAGUUAGCACCCUGAUCAAACCAGGCCUGAUCUCCCUCUGGAAUCUUCAGCUACAUAAUCUAAGAUUUGUAACUUGUUUGAGGUAGUUUUCAUGACAUUUUCUGUUGUUUGUAACCAGUGCCAACCAAAAAGGUUUAAGGAAGGAGUUCCAUGGAUCCAGACUCACUGCCCUUUGAUAGGCAUCUUGUUACAUGAUUUCUGCUUAGGUUAAGCCAAUGUUUUUCUUUUAGCAUCAAUCAAUCAAUCAACCCAUCUAGAUAGCUCUAGAGGCCAAUGAAGGUCUCAGCCAGGUCAAGACUCUGUGUGGACAAAUCCAGGUCCCACUCACCUGGCUUUGAAAUAAGCCUGUUCUCCUUCCAAAUUUCCACUCUGAGAAAGAAAUGAGGGGGCCAGGUGGUGGUGCUCCUGGUUGAGCACACAUGUUACAAUGCGAAAUGAUCCGGGUUCAAGCCCCUGCCCCCCCAUACCUGCAGGGGAAAGCUUUGCAAGUGGUGAAGCAGUGUUGCAGAUGUCUCUCUGUCUCUUUCCCUAUCACCCUCUUCCCUUUUGAUUUCUGGCUGUUUCUAUCAAAUAUACAAGUAAAGAUAAUCAAAAAAAAAUUUAA
This is a messenger RNA of Erinaceus europaeus (western European hedgehog), 7540 nucleotides long. RefSeq names its product leucine rich repeat LGI family member 4 (gene LGI4). Bases 3200 to 4813 code for a protein of 537 amino acids. Gene Ontology annotation, biological process: neuron maturation; myelination in peripheral nervous system. Gene Ontology annotation, molecular function: protein binding. The transcript is spliced from 10 exons. Lineage: Eukaryota; Metazoa; Chordata; Mammalia; Eulipotyphla; Erinaceidae. The record is from RefSeq and is a predicted model, not a curated record.